Molecule: messenger RNA, 1020 nt
Organism: Myzus persicae (green peach aphid)
Lineage: Eukaryota; Metazoa; Arthropoda; Insecta; Hemiptera; Aphididae
Product: leucine-rich repeat-containing protein 51-like
Exons: 3
Coding region: 220-861 (213 amino acids)
Molecular function (GO): protein binding
Source: RefSeq, a predicted model, not a curated record
UGUGACUUAUUCAUACGAUUGAUGACCUAGUUGCGCCUCUGUAUAGUUCACAGUAAAACCCAACGGCGUAACCACGGUGACUAUAUUUUGUUUAAUUCCCCGGGUGCAUUGUGAUAAAAUAAAAAUAAUCGAUUACGUAAAUCAUACACAACACAUAUUUUGAUAAAAACAUAUUCACUUUUAACGAAACACGUCUAUUACACACGCAAGCGUCAUCAAAUGUCACAGGAUGACGAGUCUAAAUGUAACACGGCCUACCAAUAUUUUAAAUGCGCAAAGCCAUUGGAUUUUUCUUACAGGAAUCUUGUGUCACUUGAAGAGUUGAAUGGAAACGAAGAACCACUGCCACUGAGAGUGCGAGGAGCUCCAAAGAAAAACCUAAAGAGUAACCGUUACAGGACAGGUUCGUUUUGGCUGAAUAAAAACAAUUUGAAAAACGUCAACGGCCUGAGGAACCUGGCCGAUCGUCUAUUCGAAAUGGCUGAUUACCUCUCGUGGUUAGAUUUGUCCGACAAUAACCUAACUUCAAUCAGUGACGAAUUCCUGCUUUUUCCAAAUCUGUCAAUGUUGUACUUGCACAAGAACAAUAUUGAAGACUUUGUGGACUCGUACAAACUACGGAAACUGACUAAAUUGCGGACGUUGACGCUGCACAAAAACCCAAUGUGCAGGUUCCCGUGUUACCGGAGCUCAGUCAUCUCUUUUUUACCUAACCUCCGAAAGUUGGACCAUGUGGUGGUAGUUCGCUCGGAACGUGAGCAAGAUAGAAAGUCGCUGGACAAGGACAUCCGCGUGCGCUUGACGAACAUGUAUCCGGAAGACUUUCUUUGCACAUUAGAAUCGACAAAAAGGCCUGAUUAAAAAACAGCGUCCUAUAUUAAUAUUCCUACAAGGCUGUAUUUAAUAUUGCAAAAACAAAAACAAAAAUUAAGGCACUUUAAAAAAACUUUAUUCUUUGUACAUCAUAAUACUGCUAUACCUGCAACCGUUCGUGGUGGCUAUGACGUUAUAUACGAACUG